Molecule: messenger RNA, 5644 nt
Organism: Plodia interpunctella (Indianmeal moth)
Lineage: Eukaryota; Metazoa; Arthropoda; Insecta; Lepidoptera; Pyralidae
Gene: CoRest
Product: CoRest
Exons: 11
Coding region: 182-1789 (535 amino acids)
Biological process (GO): negative regulation of DNA-templated transcription; regulation of transcription by RNA polymerase II
Cellular component (GO): histone deacetylase complex; transcription regulator complex
Molecular function (GO): transcription corepressor activity
Source: RefSeq, a predicted model, not a curated record
AACCAUUACUCUCUUCUGACGAUUUGUCAGAUUAUUGAUGCGGUGGUUUGAAUCACGUUUGAAUUUAAGUGCGAAGCUUCGCAUUUGUCUUUAUUUGCCUCCCCUAAUGUGCUUUAAUUAAUAAAUGAAAGUCUCCGUAGUGUGAUUGUAAAGUGAAGCUAGUGUUAAUAAGUGAAAAAUCAUGGUAUUGGCUGAAAGAAGUACCGAUGUUCGGAACGGGAAGCGGUCGAGGGGGCCAAGCCCCAAUGGUCAUGGAAGUCCAGAUUCAAGUUCAGAAGAUGAAAAUGUAGUGCCAUUUGCAGCUGAGAAAAUCAGAGUGGGUAGGGAUUACCAAGCAGUUUGUCCUGAACUUGAGCCAGUUGAUCAACGGAAACCGGAGCAAAUAUCAGAUCGCGCAUUAUUAGUGUGGUCACCUACUGCAGAUAUCACUGACAUGAAAUUGGAUGAAUAUAUUACAACUGCAAAAGAAAAAUAUGGAUAUAAUGGGGAACAAGCACUUGGCAUGUUAUUUUGGCACAAACACGACCUCAACAGAGCAUCUAUGGAUCUUGCUAACUUCACUCCCUUUCCUGAUGAAUGGACAGUUGAGGAUAAGGUGUUAUUUGAACAGGCUUUUCAGUUCCAUGGCAAAAGCUUUCACAGAAUAAGGCAAAUGCUCCCUGAUAAAUCCAUAGCAUCACUAGUCAAAUAUUACUAUUCAUGGAAGAAAACACGAGCGCGCACAUCCCUCAUGGAUGUUGUAGGUGAAGGCCGAAAUGCUACCAGCUCCGGCACUGGUAAACGGGAAUCUGGAGCAGGGUCUGAGCCAGGAGGUUCAGAUAAAGAGUCUGAUAACGACGAGAAGAAGUGGACUUACCACCGUGGUAUAGUGCGUGGCGGGAAGGGCCAGCCGGCGGGCGGGAGCUCGCUUCGCGCGUCCGGAUCCGGGCCGCAGGGCGAGGCGAGUGCCGAAGGCGCCGGCAAGAGUUGCACCGUGUGCGGCAUUCUGUGCUCUCACAUCACGCCGCACAACUCGCACAAGUUGUGUCAGGCUUGCCUCGUGCAUGCCAGACGCACGGGCACGAUGCGGCCGCUGUGCGGGCCUUCGGGGCGGCGCGGGCCGGGCUCCAAACAGCAGCGGUACAAACACCGUUUGCCGCGCGGCAUUUACAUCAAUCACGACGAUCUGGUCGCCAUGGCCACCGGGCCCCAGCCCGGCGACGCCCCGGUGGCAGGCCUCGUCAAUCAGGGCGACGCCAUGCUUAAAGCGAUGGACAGGGAAAUUAUAUCGCUAAAGAGACAAGUACAGCAGAAUAAGCAACAAUUAAGCGCAAUGAAACGCAAGGUGGGAGACGCGGGAGUUGAGGAGUUGAGGCCUGGAGAACCACCGGCAAAGAUAAAUUCUCGUUGGACAAAUGAUGAACUCCUAAUGGCCGUCACAGCAGUCAGGAAAUAUGGUCGCGACUUCCAAGCGAUCGCAGAGACGCUAGGCACGAAAACAGAGGCGCACGUCCGCACGUUCUUCGUGUCGUACCGACGUCGUUACAACUUGGACGCGGUUCUGCGUGAACACGAGGCUGAUGAGUCGGCGCGCGUCAAUAAUCCACAAAUAAACCGCACAGGUGCAACGAGCACAGAAUCAACAGACACAGCCAACGACAACACUAACGCUAACAACGGGACAGCGUCGCCGCCGUCCACCAAUAAAGAUGAGAAAAUGGAAGUGGACAGCGAGGGCGUAGCUAUCGGCGCGUCGGCGGAGCAGGGCGGCCCGCCCACCACGCCGCCCAAACACAAGUCCAGCAAGUGAUGGCCCUUCUAGGGCUGCCGGCUCGUCUAAUGUGCCCCACGGUGACACCCCUGAACACAGCACUGUUUGAAAUUUCGCUUAUUUAUUACAAUAUAAUACAGAAUCCUUUAUUGCACAUAAAGCAAAACAAAUAGCUACAUGUAUUUACAUUAAAAAUACAUUAUAUGUGCAAAAGGCGACCUCUGCGAGCUUAUUCUUCAAGGCAACCAAUAUUAUAGAAAAAAAAAUUAACCACCUCAUGGACGAUUUGAUAGUUGCGUCUUUUGAACUUCGACUGUGACUUCGAAAAUGUAUUAUUUUAUCCUCCGAUUACUACAUUGUCUUGUUAAUUAUAUUUUUUAAUAUGAAUUUUGUGACAUGAACUCAUAUUUAUUCUGCAUUAAACAAUGCUAUGGCAAUUUGUCGGCGAUAUACAUAUAUGGCCAUAAACUUCAAGCUACGACGUAGCGAUUGGUUUGCACGAGCUGUCGCGUACUCUCGCACAUCAAUAGAUUUUCAUAGUGAGCUAAAGCAAUAAUUCCUGGUAUAAGUAGACUUAUGCACAAAUAUUAGCCAGUAUGUUUCAUAAUUUAAUGAAUACUAUAUAUUUUGUAUAUCUGCUUCUAUCUACAAAUCAUAAAUAUUAAUUUCUUAUGAAUUAAAUGUAUAUUCAAAGGCAGGUGCAUGGGAAUACCCGUGCACUUAAACACUAGCACUGAAUAGCAUAUACAGAAGCAUUUGUUCCUAGUAAUCAAAGUAAACUAUAUAUAAAAUUGUUCAUAGAUCUUAUAGUGAGACUGUUGAUGGACUAUAAAAAAGACGAUCAGAAAUCAGAACAUAAAUCUUAGAUGGGGUAAUGUUGUCAAAAUAAUAAAAAAAACCCUGAUUACGUGUAGUGGUGAGUAAAAGUCAGUCACACGUGUAUUUGAUAAUAUGGAGAAGUUCAGUCGUCUUUUUUGACGUCCGUUGGUUGAAAAUAAGGCAAUAUUAAUACUGGGUUUGUAUAAGGUGUAAUGAAAAUCUGUUGUACUUCAGUGGUCAUUGUUAUGGAGUUCCGUUUGGAAUUGUGAUUUUCGUGUAAGGAAUGACAGUAUACGCAUAGUAUGGAUGUAAAUAUAGUAUUCGAAAUUAGGUAUGUAAUUGUGGAAAAUUUAAGACGUCAACGCCUUUACAAGUGGGGCUAAAAUGCGCGGUUUCUAAAGGAUAUACUGAAGACGGCGAUGUCUAUUUUAAAUUCAAUGAUAUAAUAUCCCUUUUAAUUCAUUCGUCGAUGUGAGCCUUUGAGAGCUGUGCUCUUGUACGGUUUAAUGAUCUCUCGGCGUAUCUUAGUUGUAUCUCAAUGAUAAUCACUUGCCUUAAGUAACCAUUCUUCUAAUAUACUCGCAUUCACACUACAGAUUAUAGUACUACCUAAAGUGGUAUAGUUUUGUAUAAUAUUUUAAGUAAUAGGCAGUUUAUUAGUCUUAAAAAUUAUUAAUCUAUAAGCAUAAUCAAUUGAAUUAUGUCCAUUUUGCUUGUAGUUUUAUAGUUGAACUAACAAUGAAUUAGAUUUUAGGGCGAUUUUAUUCGAUGAUUGGUUAAGACUUAUUUAUCAUAGUCUCAAAUUUUAUCUAAUUCUGAACAGCAUCUGUGCGUAUGGUUGGCGAACUGUAUCGCGUGUGCACGUGUGCAUUCUCGCUUCAUUGUGUUAAGCCUAAUUUUUGUAAUUAAUAUGAACAUAAUGAUGUAUAGAAAUAAUUAAUAUUGACGAUAUUUUUAUACACUUAAAAGACAUCUUUGUAGAAGUUCGUGUGAUUAGUACUUUAGUGUCAUUUAAUUUUAGAAGUCUAUUAACGCAGCGAUUUGUUUGGUGAACAGAAUUUGGGUAAUUAUAAUAAGUAGAUAUUAGACGACGGAAGUGCAUUUUAGUACAGUCGCAUUCUGUGCCCUCAACAAAUCGCCUCCUUCAUAGAUAACUUGACUAUAUUUACAAUUUCGUUUGGUAUAAUGUAUUUAAUUGAUCGCUUGUUUAUAGCAUAAUGUCCUGAUAGUUAUAUUAUAAUGAAUACAUCACGAUUGAUGAUGAAGUACGUGUUUGAUGAUGUGUUACCGGAGUUUAAGUUUAUUUUGUAAUUGUAACCAUUGACUGCGUUCAUGAUAUAGUAAUAAUUUGAAAAUCUCACUUUUACGUUCGCUUAUACCUGAAAUUUUCAAAGGUUUUACUACGUCCUACGACAUAAUUUAUUGUGUACAUAGGUACUCACCAUAGUUUAAUCUUUUUUUAAGAUAAGUAGUAAUAAAUUUCGUAUUUGAGCAUUUCUUCACAUUGCACUAAAACUAUUCUGAUACAUUCAAAUAACGUCCGCCUAUCACUGACGUAGCAAUAUUUUAUUCGCCUUUAUAUAAUUCUUUUUUAUUUUAAUGAAAGCGAGUGUAUUUUUUUAAAUAUACUAUAAUGUAGUUGGGGUCAUGGGUUCUUAAUAAUUUAGUAGUACUGCCCAUUUCUACUAAUCAUAUAGACGACUAAUUAUAGGUAAACUGCCCUAUGUAAUUUUAAAUUAUAUCAUUAUUAUUCGAGAUUAAAAUUAAUUAUGUGUAAUGAUUUGAAUUUGACUUUUCAUAAGAUGGCGGUCACAUUGCUCCGUUGUACAACGAUGCGUCGACGUAGAGCGUUGCCGCUCAGAAUGACAUUGACGUAUGUCGGCGCACUGCAGUUGUGCCAAUACUGAACGCUUGCACAACUGCAUUGUGACGACAUCGCCAUCGCGCUGCGUUCCAUCAACGGAUCAACGGAGCGCAGCGCGACGGUGCAAUGAGGCCGCACUUUAAGUUGCGUACACACUGUUUACAUUGUAAUAAUCUAGAAAAAAUUGGUGCAGUGAGAUAAAGUUGGCCUAAUGACUAUGAAGAAUACUCGUUUAUACCGUUUACUCUCGCCUUAAUCUGUUGUAACUAUGUACCAAUUGACGGUAUUCAACCUUUGUCGUAUGCACAUUUCUCAGUUGUUACAUUGUAAAUACUGUUACGUAUUAAAAUUGUGUCUUUAUACUGGGAGUUUUAUGCCGGGUCCACAUUGAGCCAACGAACGCCAUUAAAUAGUAUUCGGCGAUUAUACUUGUCUCUUUCUAUGCUAUAAAUAGGAAGCCAUCAUUUGUCCUUCAUUGGCUCGGUGUGUACAUAUCAUUAGAUGAAUAUAAGUUAGUGGAAGUGGGACGCCUGUAUAAUAUCGUGCUGUUUUAUCUCUAUACUAUAAAAUCGUACUACUUUUACUUUGCGUUCUAGUAAUAUAAUGUCAUAGAUAAGAGAUAAUCGUGUUUUUGUUCGUUUUACUGGACGUAAUGGCAAAAAUCAGACGCCUUGCAGUAGAUCCGAACGCCAAUCACACCGAACGCGUAUCCAGCACUUUCUCAGCAAAUUCUAUGCAAUUUGAACACACUAAAGGUAGUAAUAAUAGUGCGUUAAUUCCAUACAACGGUGCAGGAAAAGGGCUGCACAGGGAUUCGGUGUGCACGGGCCUUUAUCUUAGGCAAAUAUGAGAAAUAAUCAAACUAUAAAUUAUAAUUAUGGCAACACUUUUAUCAAUUUUCAAUAACGUUUGUUCCUUUGCCUGAUGUGUCUGACGAUAGAACAAACUCAGAUUUGUCGUGGCAUAAAAUCGCUCCCAAAGACGUCCACUCAAUGAAGUCACACUAUUUAUUGAUGCUAAUUAGGAUUAUCAGAAUUAAAUUAUUUUUAUUAGUUAUUGUGUUCUGUAUAUUAAGGAAAUCAGUUUUGCAGUUCGUUUUAUAAGUGAGCUCAAGCGGUACCUACUUUAUUUAUCCUAAAUUGAUUAACACAUAGUCCUUACUUCAGGGAGUUUAUUUUAAGGAUAAUAAUAAAUAUAAGUAUCUAUAAUAA